CCAUCCGCGCUCGUCGUCCGAGGCCAGGGCAGGACGAGCCGAACGAAAAGCUCCCGUCAAGCCAUCCGCCAAGUUUGGCCGAGCCGCCUUUGGGGGCUUGCUGUCGCCCGCACCAUGUCCGCGGCCGCCUACAUGGACUUCGUGGCUGCCCAGUGUCUGGUUUCCAUCUCGAACCGCGCUGCGGCGCCGGAGCAUGAAGGCGCUCCGGAGGCAGAGAGGCUGCGACUACCUGAGCGCGAGGUGACCAAGGAGCACGGCGACCCGGGGGACACCUGGAAGGAUUACUGCACACUGGUCACCAUUGCCAAGAGCUUGUUGGACCUGAACAAGUACCGACCCAUCCAGACCCCCUCGGUGUGCAGCGACAGUCUGGAGAGUCCCGAUGAGGAUAUGGGAUCCGACAGCGACGUGACCACCGAAUCUGGGUCGAGUCCUUCCCACAGCCCCGAGGAGAGACAGGAUUCUGGCAGCGCGCCCAGCCCGCUUUCCCUCCUCCAUCCUGGAGUGGCUGCGAAGGGGAAACACGCCUCCGAAAAGAGGCACAAGUGCCCCUACAGUGGCUGUGGGAAAGUCUAUGGAAAAUCCUCCCAUCUCAAAGCCCAUUACCGAGUGCAUACAGGUGAACGGCCCUUUCCUUGCACGUGGCCAGACUGCCUUAAAAAGUUCUCCCGCUCAGACGAGCUGACCCGCCACUACCGGACCCACACUGGGGAGAAGCAGUUCCGCUGUCCACUGUGUGAGAAGCGCUUCAUGAGGAGUGACCACCUCACAAAGCACGCCCGGCGUCACACCGAGUUCCAUCCCAGCAUGAUCAAGAGGUCGAAAAAGGCGCUGGCCAGCCCUUUGUGAGGUGCUCCCCGUGGCAGCCAGGCAGAGGUGGACCCUGAAAGGACAAAGAACUCCCAGGAAACAGACAGACACAUGGAAACCCAGCCCCAGCAGAGGCACACUGGCCGAAGGAGGUCACUGCUAUUGGGCCAAUGUUCUAAUGUCCCUCUCCCUCGUUGUUUUCCAAAAGCACAUGGUAGCCUAAGAUCAAAGUCAACCCUCGGUCCCCUUGUAGAGGCAGCUCUGACCCUGUCUCUGACUGUUGAAGGGAAGGCAAAUGCUUUUGUUUUUUCCUCCUUUAU
Jaculus jaculus (lesser Egyptian jerboa) is the source of this 1130-nucleotide messenger RNA. It is a transcript of the gene Klf9, whose product is annotated as Kruppel like factor 9. The record is from RefSeq and is a predicted model, not a curated record. NCBI's taxonomy places the organism in Eukaryota, Metazoa, Chordata, Mammalia, Rodentia, Dipodidae. The transcript is spliced from 2 exons. Gene Ontology annotation, molecular function: RNA polymerase II cis-regulatory region sequence-specific DNA binding; DNA-binding transcription factor activity, RNA polymerase II-specific. The coding region runs from base 115 to 849 and encodes 244 amino acids. Gene Ontology annotation, biological process: regulation of transcription by RNA polymerase II.